Messenger RNA from Gorilla gorilla gorilla (western lowland gorilla), 5946 nucleotides. RefSeq names its product kelch like family member 32 (gene KLHL32). The transcript has 8 exons. The coding region runs from base 2223 to 2855 and encodes 210 amino acids. The record is from RefSeq and is a predicted model, not a curated record. Gene Ontology annotation, molecular function: protein binding. Lineage: Eukaryota; Metazoa; Chordata; Mammalia; Primates; Hominidae.
AACGCUGGAACUCCGAGGGAGUCACCUGGGAAGCUCUGUAAAGUUCUGUGCCGGGCCCUACCCCAGACUUGCUGAUUUAAUUCUUGUGGAGUGAGGCCCAGCAUUGGAUAAGACUCCACGUGAUUCCAAAGUUUCAGUGAAGAGUUGAAAAUCAAAGUCGUAAGGAAGUUGACCUUGAAGUUGUUUCACAGGGCAAUGCCACCAAAGAGUUAGCCGAUAAAAAUGGAACUUACUGAACCAGGGUCAAACUGGGCUCUCAAGUUGCCCUUUCCUGCUUUUGUGAAAGGAAAAUAAUGAAAGGAUUUUCCUUGUCGAUGAGUAUUUGUUCUCAGCCGCUCUCAUUUAAAUGCCUCUUAUUUUCCUGUCCCCCCGCCUGAUGCAUUUUCAAGCCACUGGAUUCUUUUUCCAUUAUUUUUUACAUCCCGUUCUCAUUUGACCUAAUGAUAUCGAUUUUAGUUAUAGUUUCCCUUAUCUUAUUUUUGCUACUAAUUUACUUCUCCAUGCUACUAAAUGCUGAGUCAUUCCCUCUCCUAUUUCUCUUCUCUCUUGCCUUCUUCAUUCUUUUUAAGCCUCUGUGUAAUUUAAUGAAAGGAACAGACAAUAAGACGUCAGAAAAGAAAAACAAAAAAAAAAACGAGUGUUACAUUCACCUUCUCCCUGUCUCUCUCCAUUUCCUGAAUGGGUUACUGUAGUGCUGCUUUUAUUUAAGACCCUUUAGAAAUAUUGUUAUUAAUCUAAAAUAAAACCCACCAGGAAGGAAGCAGUAGGAAGGAAGUUACAGUAUUUCUCUUACUGUGGCUGCAAAAUCUAUUUUUGGUGUUCUGAUCUCUGCUUAGCAAAAUGAAGUAGAGUGGUUGUUUUUAACCAGUUUAAAGUAAGAAAAUAUUGAUGUAAAGAUAAUCGAAUAGAAUAAUAAUAAUAAAACAAGAAUCAAAGAACCAAAAUGAAGAAAGGGAAAGUUUUUUAAAAAGAAAACUAAUGUAAUCAUUAAAUAUAAUGCUUAAUCAGAGCAAAAGCACUGCAAGGAAGACGGCUUCAGCCACUCUAAUUUAAAUGCCCUUUAUUUAAUUAUACUGAACAUUUUUACAGGGAUUGGUAUUUGGAAUUUACAGAAGCUGAAAUCAGUGAUCUCAGAUAGCAUUAACUGGGAAGUUAUCCUGAAGGUGGCAGACUGCUCCAAGAUUUCUAUCUUUGAUACUUUUAAGCGUGCUUGUGAUUCAGGGCUUUUUAGGCACGGUGUUUCUAUUUCUAUGGGUGCUAAGAAAUUUUAAUCUGCCUAAUUAUAUCUACGUGCUUUAAUCAUGGUAGCAAUUCGACUCACUGCCUGUUAAAAUAUUUUAAAAGUGAAAAUCUCAUUUUCAUAGAAAUUCCACCAAACUUUGGGCAGCAUGAAAAAGUAAUGUUAGAAGUGACUGUCAGGACAGUAGGGAUUACAAUAUGAAAUAAUUAUUUGAAUUCACACAUUCCAAUAGAGCUUGGAUUCAACAUUGAAAGAGCUUCCAGUAUGUGUCAGCUGCUUUGCCUGAUCCUGGCCCAGUGCUGCUCAGGCCCUCAAACUGCAAAACAGAGGGCAGAUGCACUCCAUCAGAAACUCACAAUUGGCUGUCACCCUUUGGGAAUCAUGGAAAUAAAACCUGAACCAUAAAUGCAUAAUUCCAGCUCUUCUUGUCAAAACAUAUAAAUUAACAGGAACUCUGAACUUAAGAACUCCUGUUGGGCUUAUGUUAAGGAUUGAAGUCAGAUCCCCAAGGAAAGUAUAACUAGGAUGCUGCUUAGAAUGAAGCUUCCAUCUGAGUGGAGUAUUAUGAUGCAUGUGUAUGGCUGAAUAUCUUAAGAUACUAAUAAACCCAGGGUCUUGACAACACACUAGAAUGUAAAUUCUGAGGACAGAACUUUUGUCUGUUUUGUUCACUGCUGUAUCCAACACAUCGAACAGAGCUAGUACACAGUAGGUACUAAACAAUUAUCAAAUAAAGGUCAAAUGAACUGAAAGACAAGUAGGAUCCCUGAGCUGGAGUCCAGACCCCAGACAAGUUCUCUCUGCCUGAACACUAGCCCUGCUUCCAGAAAGGAGAAGGGAGCAGUUUUAAAAAGGACACAUAUUCUGAAGCUCUGGUGAAUAGGUGAAUGAAAGUGAUAAAAAAAUUUGAGAUUACACUGGAAUGCUUGCUGAUUCCUCUGCACACUUCUAAGGCUGAGAACCUGAGGAACCCAGCUGGAAAAUGCCGUCUGAACGCUGCCUCAGUAUUCAAGAAAUGCUGACAGGCCAGAGGCUCUGCCACUCCGAAUCUCACAAUGACAGUGUCCUGGCAGCGCUGAAUCAGCAGAGGAGUGAUGGCAUCCUCUGCGACAUCACCCUGAUUGCUGAGGAACAGAAAUUCCAUGCUCACAAGGCAGUCCUAGCAGCAUGCAGUGACUAUUUCCGGGCAAUGUUCAGUCUUUGUAUGGUUGAAAGUGGAGCUGAUGAGGUUAAUUUGCACGGUGUGACCAGCCUUGGCUUAAAGCAGGCUCUGGAGUUUGCAUACACAGGACAGAUUUUGCUGGAGCCAGGUGUGAUCCAGGAUGUGCUAGCAGCGGGCAGUCACCUACAGCUGUUGGAGCUUCUCAAUUUAUGCUCCCACUAUCUCAUCCAGGAAUUAAAUAGCUUUAAUUACUUGGAUCUGUACAGACUUGCUGACCUCUUUAACCUCACUUUGUUGGAGAAGGCAGUGAUCGAUUUCUUAGUGAAACAUCUCUCUGAACUCCUGAAGAGCCGCCCAGAAGAUGUUCUAACGCUUCCCUAUUGCCUGCUUCAGGAGGUGCUGAAGAGCGACCGCCUGACCUCCCUGAGUGAAGAGCAGAUCUGGCAGCUGUGAGGUGGUUGGAACACAACUGCCACUACCAGUACAUGGACGAGCUCCUGCAAUACAUCCGCUUUGGCCUAAUGGAUGUGGAUACUCUCCAUACAGUUGCCCUGUCCCACCCCCUUGUCCAAGCAAGUGAGACUGCAACAGCCCUCGUCAACGAGGCCCUGGAAUACCACCAGAGCAUCUAUGCACAGCCUGUCUGGCAGACUCGCAGGACCAAACCACGGUUCCAGUCAGACACUCUGUAUAUCAUUGGUGGGAAAAAGCGCGAGGUCUGCAAGGUCAAGGAACUUCGGUACUUCAAUCCUGUUGAUCAGGAGAAUGCUCUCAUAGCUGCCAUUGCCAACUGGAGUGAGCUGGCUCCCAUGCCUGUGGGAAGGAGCCACCAUUGUGUGGCAGUCAUGGGGGACUUCCUGUUUGUGGCAGGAGGGGAAGUUGAGCAUGCCAGUGGCCGGACGUGUGCUGUGAGGACUGCCUGUCGCUAUGACCCCCGCAGUAAUUCCUGGGCAGAGAUAGCACCCAUGAAAAACUGCCGGGAGCAUUUUGUGCUGGGUGCCAUGGAGGAAUACCUCUAUGCAGUUGGGGGCAGAAAUGAACUGCGCCAGGUUCUGCCUACAGUUGAGCGAUAUUGCCCCAAGAAGAACAAAUGGACUUUUGUUCAGUCCUUUGACAGAUCCCUUUCAUGCCAUGCUGGAUAUGUGGCUGAUGGUCUUCUUUGGAUAUCAGGUAGAACAUACCUCAUGUUGGAUUUAUCAAAACACACUUUCAUUGUGGUAUAUAUUUAAAAGUCAAGCUUUAAUACUGUGGCCAUGUGUAAUUGAAAGAUUGAACCAAGCAUGCCAUUUUAGCUAAUUAACAUUCAUUUAUUGAGCACCUACUCUAGAGAGCAAUGUAAUUGGAAAUAAUACGCCUUUCUGUGACUUUCUGAGUGCCUAAUGGAAUAAAAAUUCAAGGUGGAAAUUGUUGGUCCAUCACAACUGUUUUUUUCCUACCAGAACUUCUCCUGUCAGCUCUUGAUUAUUCAUGGAUUGUAUUGCACAGCUUGUGGUUUAUCUAGGUCAUUUGCUUUUUCUUUCACCCCUGGCUACCUGACUAGAGCCAUUUCAUCAAAGACAAGGCAAGAGAAGUAUAAGCCCAGUUAAUCCAUUUUUCUGGGUAUAGCAAUAGGUAUAUAUCCAAGUAAUCACUAUGCUGUGCAUUGAGGGAAGGGAUUUAAGUUACCAAAACAAAGUUGUUGUUGUUGCUGUUUCAGAUAGGGUCUCACUCUGUUACCCAGGCUGGACUGCAGUGGUGCCAUCUCGACUCACUGCAACCUCCACCUCUCAGGCUCAAGUGAUCCUCCCACCUCAGCCUCCCAAAUAGCUGGGACUACAGGAGCACACCACCACACCCAGCUAAUUUUUGUAAUUUUUGUCGAGGCAGGGUUUCACUACAUUGCCCAGGCUGCCCUCGAACUCCUGAGCUCAAGCAAUCCACCAGUCUUGGCCUCCCAAAGUGUUGGGAUUGCAGGCGUGAGCCACUGUGCCCAGCCUAAAACAAAGUUUGUUUGUUUGUUUUUAAUUACCUGUGAAUGGUAGUUACUGGUGCCAUUCUAACCCUUCAUUCCUAUUUACUCUCCUAUUUUUACUAAUAGUACAGUUUGAGCUCUAGUUUACCUUUUCAAAACUCUUUUGAAAACCUUUUGAUUAUGGAAAAAGUAGGGAGACUAGAAUAAUGAACCCCAUGUACCCACAACCCAAAAUCCACAGUUAACUACUCCUUGCCAAUCUUGUUUUCUCUACACCCACAGACCCGUCACACCCCUCUGGGCUGCCUUUUUGCUUAUACAGAAGGAGUCUGUGAGGCCUAUGCUAUCAACAUCACAUUAUCAACAUGUGUUUCAAUCUUAGUUUUGAGAAAGGCCCUAAGUGUUCUCCUUUGAAAGGUUUUUCUAUCAGGAAGAAAGCUGCAUUUUCUCCCAGUUGGAAGAUACUCAUAUUGUAACCCAAAUGGAACUUGUUGGAUUUCUGUGUCAUCAAGCACUAAGAGGAAUAGAAAGGGUAAAAAACUUAAAUAUUAAGAAUAACCCUGAUGUUUGUACUUAGAAGAAAUCAUCACUUUUAAGUACACCUGCAAAGGCUUCUCAGCUUUCCUCAAUAAUCGUCUCUAGUGUUCUAACACCUGCUCUGACAAAAUUCUCCCUUGCACUUCUUUAAAUUCAUUUGGACUUUGACUGUUUGUUCUUCUGCUGUCCUCAAUAACCAGGAAGAUAGUCACAGGCUCAGCUUCUCUGAGCGGUGCCUCAGUUAUUGGCAAUUCACUGAUUUUUAUUGACAGAACCUAGCUCACAUCAGGGUUUAAGUGCUCAAUAAAUUAAUGAAUGAAGGGAAGACUAGGACUAAGGAAGCAGACAGAUGAAGUGGACCCAACAUUUACUGGCUCUAUACCAAAGAAACAUUAGAAACAAGUAUGUAUGUUAGUAUAUGUAGAUAUAUUUAAAUUAAAACCUCAUUUAUCUAAUUACUGUUCCUUUUUCUUUAAAUGUAUAUUUCAACAGUUAAUAACCACCAAGACUAUAUUCUUUUAGCUGUGCUGGAGAAAUUUCAAGCUAGGCAGCAAAUAAGUCUUUGCUAACAGAAGGAACAGAUCUGUACUUGUCUUGGAUGGCAAAACAACAAUGGGUUUAUGAAAUCAAUGCCAUUUAUGUUUUCUCCCAAUUGACAUUCCUUCCAUUGACUCAUUUAGUUUCAUAUAUUAUUAAUAUACUGUAUUCCUAAAUUUUGCACUGCAUUUUCUAAGUUUUGUAUGAAUUUCUCAUAAAUAUUUUAAUAAAUAUUCCUUGUGUUUUGGCUGUAAACCUAGCUUGUAAAAGAAUGCUGGGGUUUCCCUUACAUAGUCUUAAAGAUAUGAUGAUUUAAUACCUUCUUCAGUGAGGCCUUAAGAAAGCACAGAAGCUCCUCUUAGACUCGCUAGAUGCGUCGUCCUGGUAUCAAGCUGACUUCCCUUUCAAUAUGUGUCUAUAUGUUUCGUUUUCCAUUUUAUUAAAUCUAUCAACCUAUUACAGAUCCUUAUUGCUAUCUCACUUUGUUUUUCUCCUACUGUGAAAGGAAAUACAUUUUCU